AUGCGCGAAAAGGCGGUGUUGGCCAUCGGAGAUGCGUAUGAGGUGCCAUGGGAUACGGUUCCCCUGGCAGCGCUGGAGGCGCGGAAGCGGGCGUCGAGCUCACAGUCGCGGAAGGGCGCCGGGUCGGCGCUGAAGCGGCAGUAUGGGUCGCAGUCGAGCUCGGCGUCGCUGACGUCGCCGCAACGGACGAAGUACACGCGGCGACACUCUGCGUCGGGGUCGUCGACCGAGCCGGGCGUCCGUUCCCCGCUGGCGCCGGUGCCGCCUGCGCCCCAGGAGUACACCGGGCCGACGCGGGACUGGAACGUGCUGCCGCAGUGCUGCGGGGGGGAGCACGCGCGGGGGCCGGGGUCGACGGGCCAGGACGUGUACAGCGAGCUGGAUAACUUCCUGCUGUUCAACCUGGAGACGUCGACGAAGGAUGCGCUGCUGCGGGCGCGCGAGCGGCUGUCGGCUUACAUCCGUUUUCUGGAGCUGGACUACGGGACGGCGGGGACGGAGCGGCUGUGCGCGGCCUGUUUGGAGGCGACGCGCGAGCUGGUGCAGCUGUGGUUCCAUCAGGCGAACCGGCUGACGGUGCGCACUGGAACUUACUUCAUUAUGUCGGAGAAGAACAUGUACUCGUUCAACCAGAAUUCGAGCCGCAAGCACGAUCUGCUUGUGCUGCACUUCCGCGGGCUGUGUAGUCUGGGGUGGCAGGUGGCAUUUGACGAGCCGAACCUGCGCGUACUGGAAUGCAAUUUGAAGCCGCCCAAGGAGGUGCUGGAGGUAUCCGACAUAAAGACGCCGAAGAGCACCGUGACCGAGGGAGUAGACGAGCCGCCAGCACGUGAGCUCUCCCCCGCCCCCAUACAGCCCGUGAGGACCCGUGGACAGGAGGAUGUGGAGAGUACGGGGCACAGGCCCUCCCUGCGGGACUACAUUGAGCGGGAUUUGGAGAAGCGAGGGCAUAAGAGCGCAACUGCGCUACUGGGAGAGCAAGGCGCUUCUCCACAAUAUGAGGCCGGUAAUUUUAGCAGCAACGACGAGUACCCGGAUAGUGACGACUAUAGCAUGAUGUCUUUUGAAAGCGCCGAUGGGAAUAAGGAUAUCCAGCAAAAAUACAAGCUUACUUCGGCAGUCCAUGCUAUGACAACCGGCAUUGCAGGUCUGUUCAAGAAGCGCGGGCCGCACGGUGAGGUGUAUUCUCGAUCAGGUUCCUCCAGCAGGGAACAGCGUAACUCUGUAGAUCGAGACAACACCCCUGCUUCGGUAAGACCGUCGUCCCUACCCCAGACCUGGGAUAUGAUCCCUCUUGGUGGUGGGCCGCGGCCAGCCGCACAGGCGUACAGUGCAGACCUUGCUUCCCACAGUGAUCCGCAGGAGAGGAAAAAUCUCUACAUCAUUAACCAAUGGCUCGAGGAGUGCUAUUCCAAAACCCUGUACAACUAUGACCGGUUGGAGGUCGAUCUCAGUGAGUCUCGUCUACCGUACCCGGAAGCUAGUAGCACAGAAGACGGCAAAGGAAGUGCAGCUGGCAGCCGACGGCAGUCCUUAGCAGAGAGCAGCACAACUACUAUCCGUUUACCUUUUGAAUCCAAUACGUUCCCUGCGAUCUUUUGCCCCGGAAUCUUGUACAUGCUGACGUUUCCUCAAUGGCUACCAUUCCUGAAUGAGAUCAAGCGCUGUAUGGUUCCCGGAGCGCCAGUAACAGCGGUCCUGUACGAUUUCAACGAUUCCAACAUGGACGAUGAUGGCUCCAAAGUUAUGUUCCCGACCACGCUUGAACUCAAAAAGGUUUUUCAGGCUAUUCGUUUUGAGGCCAUCAAACGGGGGCUGCAAGUGUUUCCCAUUAGGAAUAUUGCUCCUAUCUUCCGACAGGUCGGAUUCAAGAACGUAAAAUAUACCGUUCUGACAUUCAAGCGCGGCGAUUUCGUGAAUGAAAUGGGGUUCGUGAACGAGCUACUUGCAACGUUUCACUACGAUUUUCUAGUGCGAACCUUUUUAACUGAUCGUAGUAAGUAUCCAGUUGGAACUGACCCACAGACACUGCCGAGGAGGUACAUUGAUGAGCACAUGGGCCAAAUAGAUGACAAUGCAGGAUGCUUGCGUCUUAUUGCAAUCACGGCGGAAAAACCAGAGUAG
Eremothecium gossypii ATCC 10895 is the source of this 2124-nucleotide messenger RNA. RefSeq lists its product as uncharacterized. The transcript has a single exon. Bases 1 to 2124 code for a protein of 707 amino acids. The record is from RefSeq and is marked provisional. NCBI's taxonomy places the organism in Eukaryota, Fungi, Ascomycota, Saccharomycetes, Saccharomycetales, Saccharomycetaceae.